This is a messenger RNA of Nicotiana tabacum (common tobacco), 1425 nucleotides long. The record is from RefSeq and is a predicted model, not a curated record. Lineage: Eukaryota; Viridiplantae; Streptophyta; Magnoliopsida; Solanales; Solanaceae.
GUAGAAGAAGAAAUCACUUCCAAAGAUGAUCACUUGCAAGAUUUGAGGAUGUGCGCUUUUGGAGUUACUUCUAGGAAGUUCCUUGGUUUUAAUGUUCAACAUCGAGGUAUCGAAAUUGAUCAAGCUAAGGUGGAUGCUAUCUUGAAAAUGCCCGAGCCUAAAGAUAUUCAUGAAUUAAAAAGCUUGCAGGGUAAGUUGGCAUAUCUUAGGAGAUUUAUUUCGAAUCUGGCUGGAAGAUGCCAACCAUUUAGUCGCCUCAUGAAGAAAGGGGUUCCUUUUGAAUGGGCUCAAGCUUGCAGAAAUGAUUUUGAAAGCAUUAAGUCUUAUCUGAUGAAACCCCAGUACUGGCUACCCACCGCCAUACCUGGAAAGCCAUUAAUAUUAUACGUUUCAGUACAUGAAAGGUCGGUAGGAGCGCUUCGAGAUCAAGGAAACAAUGAAGGCAAAGAAAAUGCACUUUAUUACUUGAGUCAGAUGAUGAUGCCAAAUGUGCUCAAGUAUUUGCCUAUUGAGAAGUUAUGUUUGGCACUUGUCUUCUCUAUUCAGAAUCUGAAUCAUUACUUCCAAGCUCACGUUGUGCGACUCGUGUCAAGAGCAAACCCUAUCAAGUUUGUCAUGUCUAAACCAGUCCUAAGUGAUCGAUUAGCGAGGUGGUACCUCCAAUUUCAACAAUUUCAAAUUGUGUAUGUUCCUCAAAAGGCAGUAAAAGGACAAGCAUUAGAAGACUUCCUAACUGACCAUCCGAUUCCACAUGAUUGGGAGUUGUCUGAUGAAUUGCCUGAUAAAGAUGCAAUGGUCAUAGAAAUUCAGCCUCCUUGGAAGAUAUAUUUUGAUGGCGCUGCACAUCGUGAAGGAGAUGGCGCUGGAAUAAUGUUUAUCACUUCUCAAGAAGAAGUUUUGCCCUAUUCUUUUACUCUGACACAACAGUGCUCCAAUAAUGUUGCUGAAUAUCAAGCGCUCAUAUUUGGGCUUGAAAUGGCUGUGGAUAUCAAACAAUUGCAAACACAACUUUUUGGAGAUUCCAAGUUAGUGAUCAAUCAAAUUUUGGGUAGCUAUAAGGUCAAGAAUCCAGAGUUGGUGCCAUAUCACAAAUAUGCUCAAAGAUUGGUAAGUUGGCUGGCAGAGGUAACUACUCUACACGUGCCGAGAAAGGAAAAUAAGAGAGCUGAUACAUUAGCAUCCUUAGCUUCUACAUUAUCUUUUCCUGAUCAGACACAAGUCACUGUUUGCCAAAGAUGGGUAGUUCCUCCACCAAAUGACAAUGAGGAAGAAGAAAGCGAAGCUGAGCAUACUGCUUCUGUUCUUGAGUUUGGAAUUGAAGACUGGCAACAACCGUUAAUCGAUUAUCUUUGUUACGGUAUAUUGCUAGAAAAUUUUCGAAGGAAAACGAAAAUCCGAAGGAGAGCCCCUCGUUUUCUUUGUUAA